GCUCGCGGCAGGUGGCCCAGCAUCUAGGUGCCCACGCCCCGAAGCGAGCGAGGAGCACGGGUGGGUUGGAUGACCAAGGUCUCCCCUGGAGGAUCGCCUCCCUCCCUCCACACGCCCGGCACAGCGCCACAGUGAGCGAGCGAGGAGGGGGAGAGAGGGAGUCUGUCUGCAAAGUGCUGCUCCCUGGUGCUCAGAGGCGGCUGCUCCAGCUCCAACUCUCAUUCAUUUCGCCGGUUAACAUGAGAGAUCAUGGCCGCCUUCGGGCUUCUCAGCUAUGAGCAGAGACCGCUGAAACGCCCCCGGCUCGGGCCGCCCGACGUCUACCCGCAGGACCCCAAGCAGAAGGAGGAUGAACUUACUGCUGUGAAUGUAAAGCAAGGCUUCAACAAUCAGCCAGCUUUUACUGGAGAUGAACAUGGCUCAGCCAGAAAUAUUGUAAUUAACCCAUCAAAGAUUGGAGCUUAUUUCAGCAGCAUAUUAGCUGAGAAACUAAAGCUUAACACUUUCCAGGACACCGGAAAGAAGAAACCACAAGUUAAUGCUAAAGAUAAUUAUUGGCUGGUUACUGCUCGAUCCCAGAGUGCAAUUCAUAGUUGGUUCUCCGACUUAGCAGGAAAUAAACCACUCGCUAUUUUGGCAAAAAAGGUUCCAAUCCUUAGUAAAAAAGAAGAUGUUUUUGCAUAUUUAGCUAAAUAUUCAGUGCCAAUGGUUCGAGCAGCGUGGCUGAUCAAGAUGACCUGUGCCUAUUAUUCUGCUAUUUCUGAAGCUAAAAUUAAGAAACGUCAGGCUACUGAUCCUAAUUUGGAGUGGACACAAAUAUCUACCAGAUAUCUCCGAGAGCAGCUGGCCAGGAUUUCCGACUUCUACCACGUGGCUUCCAGCGCGGGGGAUGGUCCUGUCCCGGUGCCACCGGAUGUGGAGCAGGCAAUGAAGCAGUGGGAGUACAACGAGAAGCUGGCCUUUCACAUGUUCCAGGAAGGAAUGCUAGAGAAACAUGAAUAUUUGACAUGGAUCUUGGAUGUUUUAGAAAAGAUCAGACCAAUGGAUGAUGAUCUUCUUAAACUCUUAUUACCACUAAUGCUGCAGUAUUCGGACGAGUUUGUUCAGUCGGCUUACCUGUCUCGUCGUCUUGCCUACUUUUGUGCCCGGCGUCUUGCCUUGCUGCUGAGCGAUAGUCCCAGCCUCCUUGCUGUGCACUCGCCCCACAUGAUGAUAGGACCAAACAACUCAAGCAUCGGGGCCCCCAGCCCUGGACCCCCUGGCCCCGUCAUGAGUCCCGUGCAGCUGGCCUUCUCAGACUUCCUGUCCUGUGCACAGCAUGGCCCCCUGGUUUAUGGACUUAGUUGUAUGCUGCAGACUGUCACUCUCUGUUGCCCAAGUGCCUUGGUGUGGAAUUAUUCCACAAACGACAAUAAGAGCGCGAACCCUGGCUCGCCCCUGGAUCUGCUGCAGGUGGCCCCCUCCAGCCUCCCCAUGCCGGGUGGGAACACGGCUUUCAAUCAGCAGGUUCGGGCCAGGAUUUACGAGGCGGAACAGCAGAUCAAACAAAGAGGCCGUGCAGUGGAGGUUCGGUGGUCCUUUGACAAGUGCCAAGAAUCAACAGCAGGGGUGACCAUCAGUCGGGUGUUGCACACGUUGGAAGUGUUGGAUCGACAUUGUUUUGACCGGACUGACUCCAGCAAUUCAAUGGAGACGCUUUAUCAUAAGAUUUUCUGGGCAAACCAAAACAAAGAUAACCAAGAGGUUGCCCCCAAUGACGAAGCCGUGGUGACACUGCUGUGUGAGUGGGCGGUGAGCUGCAAACGGUCGGGCAAGCACAGGGCCAUAGCUGUGGCAAAGCUCCUGGAGAAGAGGCAGGCGGAAAUCGAGGCAGAGAGAUGUGGUGAAUCAGAGGUAUUAGAUGAGAAGGAGUCCAUUUCUUCAGCCUCUCUUGCUGGAUCUAGUUUGCCUGUUUUCCAGAAUGUUCUACUAAGGUUUUUAGAUACACAGGCCCCCUCAUUAUCGGAUCCAAACAGUGAAUGUGAAAAGGUGGAAUUUGUGAAUCUGGUGCUGCUCUUCUGUGAGUUCAUCCGACAUGAUGUCUUCUCUCAUGAUGCAUACAUGUGCACCCUCAUAUCUCGAGGAGACUUGUCAGUCACUGCCUCGACCCGACCGCGGUCGCCAGCGGGAGAAAAUGUGGAUGAACACUACCCAAAGGACCAUGACAUGAAAAUGGAGGAACAGACUAUAAUGGCGCAUAUGGGCAUUGACUCAGGAACUACUAAUAUUUUUGAUGAAGUAGACAAGAAUGACUUUAAAACUGACUUUGGUUCGGAAUUUCCAAUUUUUUCUCCCAUGCCUGGAGAAUCCUGUGAGAAUGCCAACCCUUCCUUGGGCAGAAGAAUGUCGGUUAAUGGUGAGAAGUUGCUUAAGAGAGAAAAACCCAGGGAGCUAAUUUUUCCAUCUAAUUAUGACCUCCUGCGACACCUGCAGUAUGCAACCCAUUUUCCCAUACCUCUGUCAUUGCCAGCAUGUAACAUUCUAAAGAUUGUCCACCUCCUUAGAGGAAGGAGCAUGAAUGAUUUCUGGUGA
This is a messenger RNA of Leptonychotes weddellii (Weddell seal), 2571 nucleotides long. The record is from RefSeq and is a predicted model, not a curated record. NCBI's taxonomy places the organism in Eukaryota, Metazoa, Chordata, Mammalia, Carnivora, Phocidae.